CUUAAGAAUCAGUGUUUCGGGUUCUAGCUAAAAUUCAGUGACUUGAGUUCAAUCUUCCAUCUUGCUAAGCAUCUUUCCUUUUUAUCUGACACUACUGGAAGCUACUUCUACCAAGAUUGGGCAUAUAAUGCAAUUUGUUUUCUUUUAAAGCACAGUACUCUCGGCCGAUUUUGGUAGUUCUUGUUGCUCAACGUUUCCUUUGAUGCAUUGUGAAGGAGUUCAAUUUGUGAACAAACCGCGAAGAAUUAAAGAGCAGCAUCCCCUUAAGUACCAGUACAGUGUUUUUACAAGAUCCUGGAAUUGCUGCGUUUUUAAAAAACGUAACUUAGCUUUCUGCAGAUUUUCCACAAAAUUAGAAAUGGACCUUUGUUUGUGUAAAAACAGCUUAAGUAUGCCAGCAGCUCUGCUUGUACAAGUGGGACAUGAACUGAUGUUGCUUAACGCUGACAUUUCUAGUCAUUCCUGUGAUUUACAGUGUCGUCUUAACUUAAUCGCAAUGAAGCUGGAGCCUGGUGUUGUGUUCCUUAACCUACUCUAAUGUACAGGGGACAUGAUGACUGCAUUUCAUGCAGUUUUAAGAAAUCCUCCAAUCAACUCCAAGAAUCAGGCAGCUAAGGAACGGGCACAGGGGAUAGUACUGCGUGUCCUCACGUCUUUCAGAAGCAGCGAGAUUGAGCCAGCUGUGAAAUCUUUAGACAAGAACGGUGUUGACUUAUUAAUGAAGUAUAUUUACAGAGGCUUCGAGAAGCCUUCGGAAAACAGCAGUGCAAUUUUGCUUCAGUGGCACGAAAAGGCUUUUGCAGUGGGUGGCCUAGGAUCCAUUGUCAGAGUUCUGACAGCCAGAAAGACUGUUUGAAGGACUGUAAAACCUUUGGCCGAAGAAGAAAAGCUAUGAAGACAAAAACCAUGAAGAGGCGAGCCAGGAAUCGUUUGUUUCUUUUUUCCCCCCCAAGGGAAUCAGUUUUACAGGAAAAAAGAUGCCAUUUUUGCAGAAGCUGACACAUUAUAAAGAAUAUAAUUAUGAGUGAAGAACUACAGUGUAUGUUGGAAUGCUUUUUAUCUCUUGAGGUUUUGAAAGGUUUGGGGUGUGGGGGGGAUGUCUUUUGUUUAUUGUACAUGUUAUCAUAUGCAAAGUCUUACACAUCCUCACACUCUGUUUGUUUUUACUUCAGAAAAAUUUUAAAAACACGUUAAUUUAGAAAAACUGACCAGGACUGACUCCAGCUGAGGCUGACAGGCAGUCUUGGCUUAUACCAUGAAAUUGGCGCACAUGAUGGAGUACACCAUGGUACAAUAGUGUUAUUUGACUGGCUCAGUACUGAAGGUUAGAUUUUAUUCUCUUUUUUUUUCCCCUCAUUCUCAUUUUUGUACAGAGAGAUGUACAUUUAAUAUAAAGCAAUGGAGAGGAUAUGAAUACUGGGGUGAUUUCAUGUAAAGUGCCUGCUGCAAUAAAGCUCUUGUAUCAUCUUUAUGGAA
This is a messenger RNA of Lepisosteus oculatus (spotted gar), 1476 nucleotides long. Lineage: Eukaryota; Metazoa; Chordata; Actinopteri; Semionotiformes; Lepisosteidae. The record is from RefSeq and is a predicted model, not a curated record.